Molecule: messenger RNA, 3734 nt
Organism: Hylaeus anthracinus
Lineage: Eukaryota; Metazoa; Arthropoda; Insecta; Hymenoptera; Colletidae
Gene: SMC2
Product: structural maintenance of chromosomes protein 2
Exons: 8
Coding region: 42-3662 (1206 amino acids)
Biological process (GO): chromosome organization
Cellular component (GO): chromosome
Molecular function (GO): protein binding; ATP hydrolysis activity; ATP binding
Source: RefSeq, a predicted model, not a curated record
CUGAAGUAUAUGCCUCAUAACUGCCAUUGCCGACAAUUUGAAUGUUAGUAUUUUUUUCGGCCAAAAGAACCCGGUUUUAUCAAGAUAGCGUUGUUUUAAGUUACACGUGUGAUUUAUUUAUUUCCAAGAUGCAUAUAAAGUCUAUGGUAUUAGAAGGAUUUAAGUCCUACGGGAAAAGAAUCGAAAUAAAUGGUUUCGAUAAGGAGUUCAAUGCGAUUACGGGAUUUAAUGGUACCGGGAAAUCAAACAUUUUGGACGCUAUAUGCUUUGUUUUGGGCAUUACAAACUUAGGACAGGUACGUGCAGCAUCAUUGCAAGAUUUAGUAUAUAAAUGUGGACAAGCAGGUAUUAAUAAAGCUAGUGUUACCAUAACAUUUGAUAAUCGUGACAGAACUUCAUCACCUAUGGGAUAUGAACAUCACGAAGAGAUAACAAUUACAAGGCAAGUUGUAAUUGGUGGUAAAAACAAAUAUUUGAUCAAUGGAUCUAAUGUGACAAACAAACGUGCACAGGACUUGUUCUGUUCUGUUCAACUGAAUGUAAAUAACCCACACUUUUUGAUAAUGCAAGGAAGAAUUACUAAAGUUCUUAACAUGAAACCUGCAGAAAUUUUGUCUAUGAUAGAAGAAGCAGCAGGCACAAGAAUGUAUGAAAAUAAAAAGGAGGCUGCAUUGAAAACUAUUGAAAAGAAGGACAGUAAAUUAAAGGAGAUAAACAAUAUUUUAGAUGAAGAGAUAGGCCCAAAAUUAGAAAAACUUAAAGAAGAAAAAACACAGUAUGUGGAAUUUCAACGGAUAGAAAGAGAACUAGAAUACUGUAAAAAAAUUUGUAUUGCUUGGAAGUAUGUUGAAACUUUAAAUGAAAGCGAAAAAGCAGAAGGAAAUGUACAAGUUGUUAAAGACAAAAUAGAUAAACUAACACAAAGUAUUAUCGCUGGUGAAGAGGAAGUUAAGAAUAUUGACAAGGAAUGUGAAGAAAUAUCCAAGAAAAGAGAUGAGGAAGCAGGAGGUCAAUUGAAUAUGCUGCAGACAGAGCUACAAGAAGCAGAAAAGAAACAAUUUAAAUUAGCCGCCGAAGUUAACAGUAGUAAAGAAACCAUUAAAGCUGCUAAAAAGGAUAUAGUACAAUUGAAGGACAACGUUAAAGACGAUGAAAAUGUUUUUACAUCAAAGCAGAAAGAGUUUGCCAAAGUUGAAGAACUUUUUAAGAACUUAAAAGAAAUGGAUCAACAAGAUUCUAAUGCGCUAUUAAUUGCACAAGAGCAAUAUCAAAAAAUUAGUUCUGGUUUAUUACAAAGCAAAGAUGGAGAAAAUGCAACGUUAGAACAACAGUUGAUAACUGCUAAACAAAAUGCAACAGAAGCACAGACGCAAUGUAAGCAGUGUGAAAUGACAUUAAGUCAUAAGAGAACACAAUUAAAUAAGAAAAAGCAGGAUCUGAAAAAUACUGGGGAUGAGUAUAAAAAAUAUACAAAGGAUCUCGAGGAUAAAGAGAAAGAAGUAAAAAAUUUGGAAAAUGAGCUGAAGAAACUAAAUUAUCAAGAUGGAAAUGUAGAACAGCUUAGACAACAAAAACAUACUUUAAUAAAUGAAAUAAGAGCAUUGGAAGAAAAAGUAGACUUAUUUGAAUCAAGACAUCCUCACACUAGAUUUGAAUAUAAAAAACCUGAUCCCAAUUUUAAUCCCAAUUCUGUAAAGGGAGUAGUGUCUAAAUUAAUUACAGUUAAAGAUAAAAGGGCAGCAUACGCGUUAGAGAUUGCUGCAGGAGGAAAACUGUAUAAUGUGAUAGUAGAUACAGAAACCACUAGCAAAAAAUUACUACAACGUGGACAGUUGCAAAAGCGUGUUACUAUUAUUCCUUUAAAUAAAGUAGGUGGAAGAACAAUGGAUAAUCAAAUAGUUAAUUUGGCACAAAAAUUAGGUGGCGCGGAAAACGUUCAAUUAGCAUUGUCUCUCAUAGAUUUUCCAGAACAUACGCGAACAGCUAUGACUUGGAUUUUUGGACAAAUUUUUAUUUGUAAUGAUAUUGGAACUGCUAAAAAAAUUGCAUUUCAUCCGAAUAUCAUGAGAAAAUGUGUUACUUUAGAAGGAGAUGUUGUGGAUCCUGCUGGUACUCUGUCUGGAGGUGCGCAAUCAAAGACUGGAUCAGUUCUCUUAAAAUUAGAAGAAUUAAAAACUAUUCAAAACGAAUUAAAUAUCAAAAUAAAAAAUCUCCAAAGUAUCGAGACUACUCUACAAAAUAUCAAUAGUGUUGCAGAAAAAUAUACGUCACUGAAGCAAACAUUCGAUUUACGAAAUUAUGAAAUUAGUAUGGUGAAACAACGAUUGGAACAAACAGUAUAUUAUAAAUUAAAGGAAGAGAUUCAUCAACUAGAAAUAAGUAUCGAGGAACUUUUACAAAAAAUGAAAGUAGCAGAAAAGAAUGCAAAAGAGAAUACGAAUCUUGCGAAAGAACUGGAAAAUCAGUUGAAAGAUGCAGUUAAUAUUCGUGAGAAACAACUGAACGAAGCUACAGCUCGACUAGAAAAAAUGAAAAAGAAGGCUGAAAAUAGUCGCAAAGAGUGGCAAAAACGGGAACAGGAAGCAGAAACGCUUCAAUUAGAAAUUGAAGAGUUGCGGAAAUGUAUUGAAACUGGUAAAGAACAGUUGUUAACAUCGGAAGAAAAAUUAAAAACGCUACAAGAAACAGCAAAUCAGUUAGAACAACAAUUAAAAGAAGCCAAGGAUAAUGUAGCACAGAUUCAGGCUAAUAUAAGGGAACGGAAAAAUAUUAUUAAUAAACAGAACGCUCAUAUGCAAAAGCUUGUAACAAAAAAAGAAGACAUCAUAAAACAGAACAAAGAGGCAGAGUUGGACAUUAAAAAGUUAAACCAUGAAAUUAACGCAAUUAAAAAUUGUGCUAUAGAUUGUAAACACAAAGUCUCGGAACUUGUACGAAAAUACCAAUGGAUUGAACAAGAUAAAAUUUAUUUUGGAAAAGCGGGUGGUAUUUACGACUUCAGUGUUAAUAAACCCAAUGAAGUGGAACAAAAAGUACAUCGACUACAAAUAUCACGAGAACAAUUGAGUCGACAUAUUAAUACGCGUGCUAUUAGUUUGUUCGAUAAAGAGGAAGAACAAUAUAAUGAAAUGAUGAAAAAAAAGAAAAUAGUUGAAAAUGAUAAACGAAAAAUAUUGGAAACAAUUAAACAUUUAGAUGAAAAGAAAAAAGAGACAUUGCUCAAAGCUUGGCAACAAGUAAACAAAGAUUUUGGAUCGAUAUUUAGUAGUUUGUUACCAGGAGCUAAUGCAAAAUUACAACCCCCAGAAAAUCAAUCAGUCAUGCAAGGUCUAGAAGUAAAAAUCGGAUUUUCCGGAAUUUGGAAAGAAUCGCUAGCAGAAUUAUCUGGAGGACAGAGAUCUUUAGUAGCUUUAUCUUUAAUUUUAGCUAUGCUUUUAUUUAAACCCGCACCUCUGUAUAUUUUGGACGAAGUUGACGCCGCUUUGGAUCUUUCGCAUACGGAGAAUAUUGGUAUAAUGUUAAAAAGACAUUUUAAACAUUCACAAUUUAUUGUUGUAUCAUUAAAGGAUGGAAUGUUUAACAAUGCUAAUGUAAUAUUUACAACUAAGUUUGUUGAUGGAAUGUCAACAAUAUCUAGAAGUGAAAGAAUAAGAAGUAAGUAGAUCUAUAUGUAAGAUUACAUACAUUCAUUUGUAUAAGUUUCGAAGUAAAAUUGCAGAAAAAGUUAAAAUUUA